Colletotrichum acutatum is the source of this 798-nucleotide messenger RNA. RefSeq lists its product as uncharacterized. The record is from RefSeq and is a predicted model, not a curated record. Bases 1 to 798 code for a protein of 265 amino acids. The transcript is spliced from 2 exons. NCBI's taxonomy places the organism in Eukaryota, Fungi, Ascomycota, Sordariomycetes, Glomerellales, Glomerellaceae.
AUGGCGGGUGUUGAUCUUAGCAGCCUAUUCAACUCCAGCAAGUGGAGCGACCUGACGAUCGAGGCGUCCGGGAAGGUCUUUCGCGGUCACCGGUGUGUUGUGUUUAGCCAGUGCGAUGAAUGGCGAAAGUUGCCUCUGGUCAACGGACGUCUCGUCCUCACUGGAGGAUACACCACCAUGGCGAUUCUCAAGUACAUGUACACCGGUGCCUACAAGCCCUUCAGCAUUCCCUGCGUCAACACAAAAAUACCAGAGAGACUCCAGGUAAACGCGGAAGGUCCGACCCAUGAACUCGACUGCAGCGAUCAUGGUAUGUUCCUUACCGUCUGCGUCUUGGUCCGAGCAAGGACGUACAACAUGGCCAAACUCUACGACCAAGCCAAAACCGCACUUUUAACCAUCGCGCCUAACCACACCGACCAUGCAGACUUUCUCGACACCGUCCACUACAUACUUGACAACUUUCGGAAUGAGGAGGGACUGCAGGUUGCUCUGCGAAUGAUUAUGCCGCAGUAUGAAACGAACGCUGGCCUGCGUAGCAGACUCAAGGAUCUCCUGCUCAUCCACCCCCACCUUGCUUGCGCCCUUCUUGAGCACACGACUGAGGAGUUGCGUUUGAUCAAGAGGGAGAAGAGCUUGACUCAGCUUAUGAGCAAGAUCGAACCCGGCGAAAAUUUCGGAGUGGACUCACCGCAGAGCACACCUCCGCGAACUGUGCGCGUGACUUCCGCGAAGCGAAAGGGCGACGAUGGUGAGAUGCCCGAAAUCAAGCGUCUCAGAGAAAGCAUUGAGGAAUAG